AUGGAUCGAGCGGCAUUCGUCUCGUCGCUCGAGUUUAUAUGGCCGUCGCUCGCUGUGGUCCAACCGACGUGCGGGGCCUGCCGAGACCUGCGCGGAGUCACACGACUGGCCAACGGCCGGCACUUGUCCACAGGAGCAGUUGGAGAGCACGGCGUCCGUAGACAGGGUGGAUCGGCGGAAGCACACUUCCUCGGCUGCAUCGACAAGGCCGAGCAUACAGACGCAAACCAGGCACAUCUGGACGUCUUGAACAGUCUGAUCACUUGUCCGUUCGCAUCACCGCAUCACCGCAUCACCGCAGCACCGCAACCCAUCGCCACCAACAUGGGCUCCGUCGACACAACGCCGGCCCUCCGGGUCCAGCCCUUGAAAAAAGGCACAUCAAUCGACCACCUCGACUAUGUCGACGUGUCCCCCAUCAUCGGCCGCGAGUACCCGACCGCGAGCCUCAAGCAGAUGAUUGACGCGCCCAAUGCCGACGAGCAGCUGCGCGACCUGGCCAUUACCAUCUGCGAGCGCGGCGUCGUCUUCUUCCGCGCGCCCCAGGACGACCUGUCCAUUGACGAGCAAAAGGACAUUACCGACCGGCUGGGCAAGCUGACGGGACGGCCCGCCGAGAAUGGCCUGCAUGUCCACCCGCUGUACAACGACCCCAACAACAUUCCCAUGGCCAACGGUCAGACGGACAAGAAUAUUUAUGUCAUCAACUCGGAAGCCCAGAAGAAGCUCUACGCCACCAUGAAGAACCGCCCGGCCGCCACCGAGCCCCGCGAUCUCGGCCGCGAGUGGCACAGCGACAGUCUCUUUGAGAACUGCCCGUCCGACUUUUCCUUCUUGCGCAUGCAGUCCACGCCGCCCGCCGGCGGCGACACGCUGUGGGUCUCGGGCUACGAGCUGUACGACCGGCUGUCGCCGCCGUUCCGCGCCCUGUUUGAGAGCCUGACGGCCACCUGCGCCCAGCCCGUGUUCCAGUCCGCCUGCGAGGCCGGCGGCUACGACGUCAUGAGCCCGCGCGGCGCCCCGCAGAACGUCGACUACGAAUUCGCGCCCGUCCACCCCGUCGUGCGCACGCACCCGGUGACCGGCUGGAAGUCGCUCUUUGCCGGCGUCGGCCUGCACGUCUCGCGCAUCAACGACGUGUCCACGUACGAGGACCAGCUGUUGCGCGACUACACCCUGCGGCUCAUCACGCGCAACCACGACUGCGUCGCCCGCAUGCACUGGACCCGCGGCGCCUGCGCCAUCUGGAGCAACGAGUGCACCUUGCACGCGGCGACGCCCGACACCCACCUCGUCGAAGGCGUGCGGACCGGCGUGCGCGCGUCUGGCAUUGGCGGCGUGCCGUACCUGGACCCGGCCAGCACGGGCCGCCGUGCGGCUCUGGGGCUGCCGUCGUUUUAG
Molecule: messenger RNA, 1401 nt
Organism: Sporothrix schenckii 1099-18
Lineage: Eukaryota; Fungi; Ascomycota; Sordariomycetes; Ophiostomatales; Ophiostomataceae
Exons: 3
Coding region: 1-1401 (466 amino acids)
Cellular component (GO): cytoplasm
Molecular function (GO): 2-oxoglutarate-dependent dioxygenase activity
Source: RefSeq, a predicted model, not a curated record